UUUACGUACAAGUAAAAGUCCGUGGGGGUUAAAAAUAAUUUAUCUUUAAUAAAAUUAUUUAUUAAAAAUUAUAAUAUUCAAAUCUCUCAAUAAAUAAACAAACUUUGCUAGUGAAAUGAAACAGUAAUCGUCAUUAAAUAUCAUAUAUAUAUAUAAAAAUAUAUAAAAUUUUAGUAAACAUAUAACAUAAAUAAUAAUGAGCUAUGUCUACGUGUUUCAGUGUAUUUAGUUAAUAAUAAAACAUACGUUUUUUUGACAAUUGCUUGCAAAAAAUAAUUUAUUAAUUUUUUAAAAUUGAUAAUUAAUUACCAGUGAUCAAGUAAUGGAUUAUCAUCAAAAGAUGAUUGUAAGACCAACACAAAAUUAUAAAUCUAAGGAUAACGACAAUGAUGAUGAUGAUGAAGAUCUAGAAGCACUGAGAUUAGCAGCGUUGAUGUCGCUGAAAGCUAAGUCGACAUCUAACAAAAUAUCACAACCUCAAAAGUCAUUUUUACCUCCGACAAAUUCUUUUCCUGUUUAUAAUUCUAACGCUAAUCUUAUUAACAACAAUAAAAACCAUGGUAAUCAUAGAAGAAGAGAUUUUUAUCCAAACCGGACAUUAAUUAGACAAAAUGGGAUUCAAAAUGCGUAUCAUCCGAGUCGAAAUAAUCAAAAUUUAAUUGAAAUUAUUCCUGUUGAUGAAAACACGCCAAAAAAUGAUACUGGAGUGGAAGCUAGGAUUCCAGUGACUGAAAAUGAAGAUUCAAAGUUCCAGCGUUUCAAUGACAACGCAAGUGGGUCAGAGGAUGAAGACACGAAACCAAAGGACACUAUUGAAGAGCAGCCCACUAGUGGCCUCACUGAACUGUCAGAAAUAUCCGAAGCACAGAAGGAAGCCGACGAACCAACCGACGAAGAAGUCGGAGAAAUAUCCGAGUCCGUAGAAGUGGCUGAGAAUUCACCAAAAGAAAAUCUCACCAAUGAAGAUGACGAAGAUGAAGAAAACGAUAAAGAUGAGGAAGAAGAAGAAGAUGAUGAUGAUGACGUGCUUCUGAUGGCUGAUCUCGAAGAAGAAGACAGCCUGGAGCGUCUGAUGGAUGAAAUGGAACGUGAAAUGGCUGACAAGCCUUUGGAGAAAAAAGAAAAAAAGUCACGUCGCGAGAGCAAAAGUCUCAAGAAAGAUCACGACAAAUCUCAUAAACGUGCUGAUAAAAUCGAAGCUCAGUCUUUCCCUACUUCAACUUCUACUUCAACAGCUUUAGCUUCAGGUUCAGCUUCGGCUUCUUUCCCUUCAACCGUUAGUUAUAAAAAUGAUCGUCCAGUUUCUCCAUACGAGCGUACCAGGCAUCGCUCGGUAUCUCCAAAAGUUAAGAGAAAAAAAUCACCUAGAAGAUCUCCCCCUCGUUUAAAAAAGUCACGUGACAUCAGACAAAGAUCUCCAAGACCUCCACGUCACUCGCCACCCAGGUCGCCUAAAAAAUUGUCACCCCGUCGGAGAUCAAGAUCCAGGUCACCCAGAAAUAUCCGCAGCCGUUUAUCGCCGCCUCGUAGAUCUAAAUCACCUGGCAGGUCACCUAGACCACGUUCUCCUUUCGUCAGGUCAUCUAGAUCACCCAGACUAUCACCAAGAAGACUCUCUCCAAGAAGACUAUCACCCAGAAGACCAUCACCGCGUCUAGAUCGCGGUCAUUCGCCACAAUGUUCACCAAUUCAUUCUCCAUGGUCAUCACCAAGAAAUUCUCCACGUUUAUCACCCAAACGAAGACGUUCUCCUCCUUCAGUAGCUUCUACCGUAACUUCAAAUAUUAAUCUCAAUAAAGAUAAGAGGCCAAGACGUUCUAAGACACCAGAGGACUUUAAUUCUUACAAACGUGAAAAUUCACCGGAUGUCAGGUCGAAAAUAAAGGCGACAGCUAAAGAAAUAAAUGAAAUAAAUGACCCGGUGCUGGAAGCAAGGAGACGUAAAUUUGAGUCCACGAAACUCAUCGAUCCAAUAAAUGACAAUAAGAAAAUAAAACUGAGUCGUAAAGUUGAUGAUGCUGAUGAAGAGGUCGUCGAUUCGUUGCAGAGAAAAGCUGAUGAGCUUGAAGAUAUCGAAGAUGGUGAGGAUGAAGAAGGUCUUAUUCAUGAAGAUGGUAACGAUGAAGAAAGAGAUUUAGAGGGGGGAGAAGAAGGUGAGAUUGUUGGAGAUAGACAUGGACAUAACAGCGAUGAUGUAAAUGAGAAUGAAGGGAAUGAAGAUGAAGAAGAAGGACUGUGCUUGAAUGAAAGCUUUGACUUUGAUGAACUAGCGGAACAUAUAAGUGAUGAAACUGUUGCGAGCCAGAUGAUCUUUGAACCGGUCAAGAAACUCGAGAAGUCGAGAACCAAAAAGAAGAAGAAGAAGGACAAGGAAAUUUAUCAGGUGGGGAAACUCAAGAGCGGCGAGCUCCCGCUGUCGGAGAGACUUGGCAAGGAGAAGAAGUGCAAGAAGAGGAAGGAGUAUGUGGAGAAUGUGGGGAAGGAAGUUGAGGAGGAUGUUAAUAGUCCGGAGGAAGUUAUUGAUGAGGAAGCGGAUUUGAGAACUGAGUUGAGUAGGAGACGCGCUGAAAGGCUCAAUAGAAAUGCUCCCAUUCAGUCUGCGAGGCUUUUGCAGUCGGCUUUUAAAGGAGUUGUCAAUGAAGUUGCCAAGAAUAAUUCUAAAGUUCUGCAAAGACAACUGAUAAAAGAGGAGAAACAUCCUCAAAAAGAAAUAAGACGUGUUACUGUAUUACAUAGAUCUAUACCUGAAUUACAUGAUUCAGAAGAUGAAAUAUUAGAUUCCAAGGUACCAAUUAAAUUCCGACUGGGACUGAACAAAGUACAAGAAACCCGUGAGUCAAAAGUCUCAAGGAAAUCUUCUAAGCGACAAAGUCGAAAGGGAACAAAAAAAAAAUACGCGUUAACGUGAUUGCAUAUUUGUACGAAGAACGAUAACAAAAAAGAAAAACAAACAUACGUUAAUAAUUAUAAUUAAUAAUUAGAUAAUAAAUAUCACUCAUUAAUGAAUUAACUAUAUAAAUAAUAAUGGGUUUUGUUAAAUGAAAAUUAACUGAGGUUAAAAAAAAUUAUAAUAAAAUUAAUAAUAAUAAUUAAUUAAUUAAUUAAUUAGCUUUUAAUAUUAAAUUCUUCCUAUAUAUUAUAACUAUAAAUGAAUUUGUAUGAAUUACUUUUAUUACUCCUCAUGACCAGCGAGGCUUUUACGUUAAACUUAGUUUAUUUACAUUAGGCUUAAAUAGUAGAUUAUGUGAUAAUUAGUAAUUAGUAAUUAAUAAUGUAAAUAAUUUUUGCCUUAAUGAUAAAGCACAAGAUUAAAUUUAAUAAAUGAAAAAUGAAACUUGUAAGAUAGCUUUUAAAUUUGUGAAACCUUUAACGAGUGUACUGAGUACUUUUGAUACACAUGUUAAUUUUUUUAUUUUUUAAUUAUAAUUAUAAUUAAUAAUUAGUUGUGUGUAAAAGUAUGUAUAUAAUUGAGUCGUGUGAAUAUUUUGUACCUGGAAAAAAAAAAGUGUUUUAGAUUUUUUUUUUUUUUUGUGAGAUUUACAUUAACGGAAUUAAUGUUUGAGAAACUAUUAAUUAACAAGGAUUUGAAAUCAAAGCUUUCAAUUAAGGGGGAACGGGUCUGAGAUACAAAAAAAAAGAGCAUGUUUGAUUUUUUUGUUCGGAGUAAUUUCGUUAUUAAAAUUCUUAAAAUUCGUGACAUUAUUAAGCAUCAUUUCAAGAAUAUUCUGAUAAAUUUUCAUUAAAAAAUAUUGAAAAAUGAACCAGUGGUAGUGGGGAGAGACGAGUCACCUUAAAAAAGAGUCUCCAUGCAGUAAGCAGGAUAACUCAUGACUACUUUAUCUGAAAUCAAAAAACCAAAAAGAUUUCUUUAGUACAUAAGUUUAUCUUGGAUUUGAACGAAAGAUUUAUUUUUUUCAAUAACUACUUAUUUUUUGAUUAAACAAAAGGAGCAAUUUUUGGUAAAAAUCAGAAUUUUUUGAUUGCACCUUUACCAAAAAUUCAAAAAUAAAUAUUUUGUUUAUUCCUUCGUUCAAAUUCAUCAAACUUAUGUACUAAAGAAAUCUUUUUGGUUUUUCUAUUUUAAAUGGAGCGGUCAUGAGUUAUCCUGCCUACGGCAUGGAGACUUUUUUUUUAAAGUAACUCAUCUCUCCCCACUACCACUGGCUUAUUUUUCAAUAUUUUUUUGUGAAAAUUUAACAGAAUAUUCUUGAAAUGAUGUUUAAUAAUGUUAACAAUUUUUAGAAUUUUAAUAAAAAAGAUACUCUGAAAAAAAAAAAUCAAAUAUCCUUUUUGUUUUGUGCCUCAGAUCCUUUUUCCCACUUAAUAUCUUAUAAUUUUAAGAUAGUUAUUGUCAUAGCUUAUUUUUAUUUAAGUUAUUUCAAGUAAACUUUUUGUUUUUAAUUUUUAAUUCUGAUAAAUUAACAGAAAUAAAAAAAAU
Microplitis demolitor is the source of this 4438-nucleotide messenger RNA. Its product is annotated as serine/arginine repetitive matrix protein 1. The record is from RefSeq and is a predicted model, not a curated record. The coding region runs from base 323 to 2908 and encodes 861 amino acids. Lineage: Eukaryota; Metazoa; Arthropoda; Insecta; Hymenoptera; Braconidae. The transcript has 8 exons.